Messenger RNA from Eptesicus fuscus (big brown bat), 552 nucleotides. RefSeq names its product glycine cleavage system H protein, mitochondrial-like. NCBI's taxonomy places the organism in Eukaryota, Metazoa, Chordata, Mammalia, Chiroptera, Vespertilionidae. The record is from RefSeq and is a predicted model, not a curated record. Gene Ontology annotation, cellular component: glycine cleavage complex; mitochondrion; cytoplasm. Gene Ontology annotation, biological process: glycine decarboxylation via glycine cleavage system; protein lipoylation. Bases 1 to 552 code for a protein of 183 amino acids. The transcript has a single exon.
AUGGCAGAGGAGCUGUGCCAUGACCCCAUGACACGGCACUGUGAGCGGUGGGGAGAGCGCAGGCUGGGGCCUGCAGCUUGCACUGCCUUGAUGACCCAGCACCCUUGCUCACCCUGGCCCUGGGGCCUGAGGGCGGGCACUGUCAGGAUGCUGCACACCAGGCCCAAUCUGCUUUCUGUCCAUAAAUUUGCAGAGAAACAUGAAUGGGUAACAACAGAAAACGGUAUUGGAGCAGUAGGAACCAGCAACUUUGCACAGGAAGCUUUUAGAGAUGUUGAUUACUGUAGUCUGUCUGGAAUUGGGAUGAAAUUGAACAAACAAGAUGAGUUUGGUGCUUUGAAAAGUGUGAAAGCUGCUAGUGAGCUCUAUUUUCCUCUAUCAGGAGAAGUAACUGAUCAAAUGUUUCCAGUAAAUCCAGGACUUGUCCAUGAAUCUUGUUACGAAGAUGGUUGGCCGACACCGGGUACUACUUCAGAAGUAGAUGAACUAAGAGUGAAGAAGCAUAUAAGAAAUAGACAACAUCUAUUGAAGAGUGAAAAUGGAACCCCUUAA